Thamnophis elegans (Western terrestrial garter snake) is the source of this 6014-nucleotide messenger RNA. RefSeq names its product lysine demethylase 2A (gene KDM2A). Gene Ontology annotation, biological process: regulation of transcription by RNA polymerase II; protein demethylation. The transcript has 22 exons. Bases 62 to 3661 code for a protein of 1199 amino acids. NCBI's taxonomy places the organism in Eukaryota, Metazoa, Chordata, Lepidosauria, Squamata, Natricidae. Gene Ontology annotation, molecular function: zinc ion binding; transcription coregulator activity; DNA binding. The record is from RefSeq and is a predicted model, not a curated record.
GCCGCGCAGGCGCAGUAUGGCGGCCGAGUAUGUGUGUAUGUGAGAGUCUGACGGAUUCAAAAUGGCGGCGGCGGCUGCUUCUAUAAAGGGGCAAAGGAAAAUCAGAGACCUGGAGGAAGAGGAAGAAGAUAGUAGUUCUGAUAUAUCCUUCUCACUCUCAUCAGAAGAGUCUGAGAUGGAGCCUGAAGAAGAACGGAUCCGUUAUAGCAAACGACUGCGUGGUGCUAUGAGACGACGCUAUGAGGAUGAUGGCAUCUCAGAUGAUGAAAUUGAAGGCAAGCGAACAUUUGACCUCGAAGAAAAACUUUCUACCAACAAAUAUAAUGCCAACUUUGUAGUGUUCAUGGAAGGCAAAGACUUCAAUGUGGAGUACAUUCAACGUGGUGGCUUACGAGAUCCUUUGAUCUUCAAAAAUUGUGAUGGUCUUGGAAUAAAGAUGCCAGAACCAGACUUUAGUGUGAGUGAUGUACGGCUCUAUGUAGGGAGUCGUAGGAUGGUGGAUGUCAUGGAUGUAAACACACAAAGGGAUAUUGAGAUGACCAUGGCUCAGUGGGCACGCUACUAUGAAACACCGGAGGAAGACCGAGAGAAGUUAUACAAUGUUAUCAGCUUAGAAUUCAGCCAUACCCGGCUUGAGAACCUGGUGCAAAGGCCAAAUACGGUGGAUUUAAUUGAUUGGGUUGACAAUAUGUGGCCAAGGCAUCUGAAGGAAAGCCAGACAGAAUCAACAAAUGCUAUUUUGGAUAUGCAGUAUCCAAAAGUGCAAAAAUAUUGCCUGAUGAGUGUUAAAGGAUGCUACACAGAUUUCCAUGUAGAUUUUGGUGGCACAUCAGUAUGGUAUCACAUCCACAGAGGGGGGAAGAUCUUCUGGCUAAUCCCACCCACUCCACAGAAUUUAGAAUUAUAUGAAAACUGGCUACUAUCAGGGAAACAAGGAGACAUCUUCCUUGGUGAUAGGGUAUCAGAUUGUCAGCGUAUUGAACUAAAGCAAGGCUAUACCUUUGUCAUUCCCUCAGGUUGGAUCCAUGCUGUGUAUACUCCUAUGGAUACCCUAGUUUUUGGAGGAAACUUUCUACACAGUUUCAAUAUCCCUAUGCAGUUACGAAUUUAUAGUAUUGAAGACCGUACACGGGUCCCAAUUAAAUUUCGUUAUCCCUUUUAUUAUGAAAUGUGCUGGUAUGUACUAGAACGCUAUGUCUAUUGCAUCACUAACCGUUCCCAUUUGACCAAGGACUUUCAGAAGGAAUCACUUAACAUGGAUAUGGAACUGUGCAAUGCAGAGUCAGGAAAUGUGGAUGAAGACGAUGCUGUGGGCGGAAAGGAAUCACGUCGUCCAACCACCAGAAGGUCAAUCCUUACCAGCCCAGUAGCUAAUGGUGCUAAUCUAGACUAUGAUGAAAUAAGUAGAGGCUGUCGAAGUUUGCCAAGUCUUAAGAGAACUCUCUCCAUGGAUUCUGAAUCCAGUCGAGGUUCCCAAAAUGGCCAAGCAUGGGAUUCUCACAGCAAUUGUUCACUUAAAGACAAGAAGGUGCACCUAACACAGUUUGAGCUUGAAGGUAUGCGUUGUCUUGUAGACAAGCUGGAAUCUUUGCCUCUACACAAGAAGUGUGUACCCACAGGCAUAGAAGAUGAGGAUGCUCUUAUUGCAGAUGUUAAGCUAUUGCUUGAAGAGUAUUCAAACAGUGAUCCCAAACUGGCACUUACUGGAAUCCCUAUUGUCCAGUGGCCGAAGAGGGAUAAGCUGAAGCUUCAGACUCGGCCAAAGUUAAGAUUACCUGCCAUCCCUAUCACCAAGCCCCAUACUAUGAAACCAGCUCCACGACCUGCAACUGUGAGACCCACAGUCUCUCCUAUUGUAUCUGGUGCACGAAGGAGGCGGGUGCGAUGUCGUAAAUGCAAGGCCUGCCUGCAGGGUGAAUGUGGCAUGUGUCAUUACUGCAAAGAUAUGAAGAAAUUUGGAGGGCCUGGUCGCAUGAAACAGUCUUGUAUCUUAAGGCAAUGUUUGGCGCCCAGACUGCCUCAUUCUGUCACAUGCGCACUUUGUGGAGAGGUAGAUAAGAACGAAGAUUCCCAGGACUUUGACAAGAAACUAAUGGAGUGCUGCAUCUGCAAUGAAAUUGUUCAUCCUGGCUGUUUGCAGAUGGAUGGGGAAGGGCUACUGAAUGAGGAAUUGCCAAAUUGCUGGGAAUGCCCAAAGUGUUACAAGGGAGAUGAGCCAGAGAAAGGCCAGAAACGGAAAAUGGAUGAUGGUGACGACGACACAGUUCAAGCCAAAGUCCUGCGUCCCUUGCGUAGCUGUGAAGAACCUCUGACUCCACCACCCCACUCCCCUACCCCAAUGCUGCAGCUGAUCCAUGAUCCUGUAUCACCUCGAAGCAUAGUGACGCGGUCCUCUCCAGGGGCAGGUCCUAGUGACCAUCAUGGUGCCAGUCGGGAUGAACGCUUUAAGAGACGACAGCUGCUUCGACUACAGGGCACAGAACGCACAGUUGUGCGGGAAAAGGAAAACAACCCUAGUGGCAAAAAAGAGCUUUCAGAGGUAGAAAAAGCCAAGCUUCAUGGUUCAUAUCUCACAGUCACAUUGCAAAGACCUACCAAAGACGUGCAUGGCACUUCCAUUGUACCCAAAUUGCAGGCAAUCACUGCCUCCACUAAUCUGAGACACUCCCCCCGUGUGGUCAUGCGCCAAAGUUCAGCCAGGACACCCCAGCGGGGUGGAGAUGAAGAAGUAGUAGAGGAGGAAGAGGAAGAUGAAAGCGCAGAUGAAGAAGAUGACAAUGCUGAGGAAAAUGGGGCAACCAGGCUAAAUGGACAGGGGGGCAGGGCAUCAGAUGGUGAGGAAAUCUGGAUGCAAAAGGAAGUAUGGAUGUCUGUCUUCCGAUACCUUACUCGCAAGGAGCUUUGUGAAUGUAUGCGUGUAUGCAAAACCUGGUACAAAUGGUGCGGUGAUAGGAGAUUGUGGACGAAGAUUGACUUAAGCAGGUAUAAGUCCAUCACACCCAUGGCUCUUGGUGGUAUAAUCAGGAGGCAACCAGUCAGCCUUGACCUCAGCUGGACCAAUAUUUCUAGAAAACAGCUUACCUGGCUCAUCAACAGAUUACCAGGCCUCAAAGACCUCAUCUUGGCAGGCUGCUCCUGGUCAGCAGUAUCUGCUCUCAGUACCUCUACCUGCCCCCUUCUCAGGACCCUCGAUCUUCGGUGGGCAGUAGGAAUCAAGGAUCCUCAGAUUCGGGACUUGCUGACACCUCCAUCAGAUAAACCCAGUCAAGACAAUCGCAGCAAACUCCGUAACAUGAUAGACUUCCGAUUGGCCGGGCUGGAUAUUACUGAUGCCACACUCCGGCUCAUCAUUCGCCACAUGCCUGCGCUCUCACGACUUGAUCUUAGUCACUGCAAUCACCUUACAGACCAGUCAGCCAACCUGUUAACAGCUGUGGGAUCUUCCACACGAAACUCACUCACUGAAAUUAAUAUGGCAGGUUGCAAUAAGCUCACAGACCAGUCCCUGCUGUACCUGCGACGCAUCUCUAAUGUCACUCUGAUAGAUCUGCGUGGCUGCAAACAAAUCACCCGCAAAGCCUGCGAGCACUUCAUUUCAGACCUGUCAAUCAACAGCCUCUAUUGCCUGUCAGAUGAAAAGCUGAUCCAAAAAAUCAGCUAGAAAUUUGCCACAGAAAGACUGAAGAGAAGAAGGAAAGAUCCCAGACAGCCCCUCUUGGAGAGCAGAUCCUCCCUCAAUUUACCCCAUCUCUACAGUCAGGAGAGAUGCCAUCCUGAUUGUGAUUGUAAUGACCCUCCUCUACUUGGGACUUCUGUAAACCAGAAAAUCCCACCAGGCAGUUGAGUAAGUGGCAGCAAGAAGAGAUGGACAAUUGCUCUUGUUGGGGUACUUGCUCAUCAGCUACAUGCUCUUAACUUUUUGUAGUCGCUUUUUCAGGGGGAACAUGACCUUUUCUCUCCACCUUUUUCCCUUCUCAUAAAUCCUGUGAAAACAGAUUAUACUUCCUCAUCAGAUUAUGGGAAACGUGACCUGGAUGGUAUAAAACAGGUGCAUUUCUGCUCCCUGUUUCUUUACUGUCUUGGUAUGCAAUUUGUUACUAAGUCUUCAGAUUUACUAAGACUUGAGAGUAACUGCUCUUGCCCACUAUGUUCUGCUAAGCUUCCUUUUUUCACUCACCAGCAGCUGAAUGGGCAGCUACUGCUUUGUGCCGAUUACUCAGAGCUCCAGUGUCGGCAGUAGUGAUGCCUGCUUUGUGGUGAGGGUCUCUCCAUGUGCCCUCGGUUCAGCUUGCAAGCAUCGUCCAACGUAAGGCUAGUGAGGGGAUGGCAGAACUUUCAGAAUAAGGGAGCCAUGUUCUUAUCCUAGAUUAUCCCAGAAAAGGGAGAGGGUGUCAGACAAGCAUGUUCUACCUUUCCUGCUAUGAAAAGAUGGCAGUAUUUGUGUAGAGAAAAAGCUGCAGUAUAGAUUGAAGGCUUCAGGGGCAUCUUUUGGGAUUUCUAACACCAGCAGAAAUGGUCUCCAUUGUUCCAUAUGUCUGCUGAAAUUAGCAUCCUUAGAGAUGCUGGCUAGAACAAAUGCCUACAUCCUGGGGUUGCAUAGCUGUUGGCUCUUGAGCUGGGAGACGGGUUAAUGCUCCAUUAGCUGCCUCUCUUCCUUUGCAAUGAAUGGCCGGUCCAAAGAACUUCUCUCUUGGGCAGCAGAGAGCUUUUUGCACUUUAGAAAGAAAGGUAAUAUUUUGGAUCCCUAUUUUAUUUUCCCCUGCUUGAGUGACUGGACACUCCUUCCAGCUGUCUGAGUUUGUCAGGGUUUGAAUGCACACUUUGCACUCUGCUCUCUUCCCCAUAGUGAUAGCACAAAUUGGACUGCCCUUCCCCCUUGCCUCCCCCUCUGAUCUUCAAAUGGCAAAAAAAGCAGCUCUCCAGUGUCUGUGCAGCAAGGGAAAGGAGGAGAGUGGUUGCAGAAUUGGAGGAAGACCCAAUGCACCCUUGCUGCUGCUUCUGAAGCAAUAAGGGAGGGGGAGGAAUCCACCCAUAACUCUCCAAAUCGCCCAGCCUAAUUGCAUUGAAUGCUGUGGCAACUGAGCCUCGGGGAAGACUUGACUUCCCCUGCACUAUUGGGGAUGGGGUGAAGGAAAUACAUUUAGAUCUACUGAAAUCCAAUGGUCCCCCCCCCCUCACUUCCAUAUGAGGAGCAGGCUUCUUUGCCAAGAGGACAAUGCUAGUGUGAUGAGUUCCAGAGUGCCUCAAUAUACAGGAGCUUUGCUGCAAAUUGAAUUUUUCUGCAAAAAUGCCCACUGAUCUCCUAGAAGUGGAAACUUUCUGCCUUGUUGUAUUGGCUCCUGUGGAAAAAAAUUGUAGAACCAAUCUUUUUGUGCUUUUUUUUGUUUGUUUGUUUCCAAGAGGAAGGUGAGAAUAGCCAUAAAUAGGAGAUUCAAGUGCAUCUGCCCAGAUAACUCCCACAUUGAGUUUUCUACACUCUGGGUAUUUUGUGUUUUUGUUUUCUCAAAAGUGGGAGCACCUUCAUAACUCUCCAUGUGCAUUGAUCAGCCUGAGAAGUGCUGAACUGCAGCAAGUUGGCAUGACAGGAGCAUUGGUCUGGGAGGAAUCUCGUCCUGCGGCAAGAGGGAUGAAAAAGCAUCAGCAGACUGAUUGGGGAGGGUAUUGUGAGUUUAGGCUUUAUUAUCCUACAACCUUCUCAGAAAUGUCCCUCAAAUGACUGUGGCUUAAAAGACUUAAAGUAAUUGUGAAACUUCAUUGCCUAAACUGAUCAUCACUUCAGAGGGCAAGUGGUGACACAAAGGAAAGAAAAAUUAUAUAUAAAAUCACUUGGUGAUUUAAAAAAGAAACAAAAGAAGACAAAACAUGCUCCCUAAAUAAAACUCCCUAAGAAAGUCACUAUUGUCUAAAAGGGUUUGGUUGUUAUUUUGUGUUUUUCUUUUCUUUGGUUUGUUUGUUUGAAGAAAUUGUAAAUAUAUAUUUUUUGUUGCUAACUUAGAGUCAAUCUCCAAUGUUGU